This is a messenger RNA of Megalobrama amblycephala (Wuchang bream), 1427 nucleotides long. RefSeq names its product uridine phosphorylase 2 (gene upp2). Gene Ontology annotation, cellular component: cytosol; cytoplasm. The transcript has 8 exons. Lineage: Eukaryota; Metazoa; Chordata; Actinopteri; Cypriniformes; Xenocyprididae. The record is from RefSeq and is a predicted model, not a curated record. Bases 71 to 1060 code for a protein of 329 amino acids. Gene Ontology annotation, molecular function: uridine phosphorylase activity. Gene Ontology annotation, biological process: nucleotide catabolic process; uridine catabolic process.
AUCAGUGAAUACUGGGCUCUAUAUAAGAGCUUGUCUUAGAGGGACACAUUUUUAUUCUACAAAGGUCCUGAUGACAAAGAUCUGCAUAGUAAAAGGGCAAAAAUUAGCAGUGGAACAAAUCAAAAGGAUUUUCUUGAAAGAUACAACUGCUGCCAGAUUGACAAGAACUGCAAUCAUGGCUCCUAUUUUACUGAACAGUAUGGGAAAUGAACACAGCAGUUAUAUUCAACAGGUUGAGUAUGUGAAGAACCCUCACUUAGACGGCAUGGAAGAGGACAUCCUGUACCACUUCAACCUGGGCACCAAGACCCAUGAUCUGCCCCAGAUGUUUGGGGAUGUAAAGUUUGUUUGCGUUGGCGGAAGUCCUAAUCGGAUGAGAUCUUUUGCCCAGUUUAUCCAUGAGCAGCUGGAGCUGCCUGGCAACAUUGCAGACAUCAGAGAUAUCUGUGAGGGAACGGACCGAUAUUCCAUGUAUAAAGUUGGACCUGUGCUGUCCAUUAGCCAUGGAAUGGGCGUUCCCUCCAUCUCCAUCAUGCUGCAUGAGCUCAUUAAAAUGCUCUAUCAUGCUCGUUGUCGUGAUGUCAUCAUCUUUCGCAUUGGCACGUCAGGCGGAGUUGGUCUGGCUGCAGGAACUGUAGUGAUCACAGAUAAAGCUGUGGACUCUUUCUUCAGGCCACAGUUUGAGCAGGUGGUUUUGGGAAAGGUAAUCAUCAGGAGCACAGAGCUAGAUGAAGAUGUAGCCCAAGAGCUGCUGCAGUAUUCAUCAGAGCUUCCAGAUAUUCCCACUGUUAUUGGAAACACAAUGUGCACACAUGACUUCUAUGAAGGUCAGGGGCGACUGGAUGGAGCCCUGUGUUCAUUUUCCACUGAAGAAAAGUUAGAAUAUCUGAGGAAAGCCAACGAGGCAGGUGUUAGGAACAUUGAGAUGGAAUCCACUGUCUUUGCUGCCAUGUGUCGUGUCUGCAAUCUUAAAGGUACCCCAGAAGUUUACAUUGUCUGUUGUCAUCAUCGCUACUAUAACACAGAGUACCAGUGUAAGCAGCUGCAGUGGUGUGUGUGACUCUGCUGAACAGGUUUGAGGGGGACCAAAUUUCUACACCUCAUGAUAUUCUUCUGGAAUUUCAGCAGAGACCGCAGCGCCUUGUGGCUCAUUUCAUCAAGAAACGCCUUGGACUCAUCUCAUAAAAAUCUGUAAUGAAUGUCUACAGUGUACAUAAUACUGUUCAUAGUGUGUUUGUGUUAUUUAAAGGUGACAUUCACAUUCUCAAACCAUCCUCAGUUGACCUCCUAACAUUUAAAACCAAUGAACAUACACCUCAUUUGUGUAAUUUUUGUAUAUUAUAACUUAUAAAUCUAUAUGAUUUAAAUUAUAUGUAGUAAGCUUAUCAGCUUAUUGGAAAUAAGCUAAAUAAAUGAUGUGAAGUUCA